Auxenochlorella protothecoides is the source of this 1629-nucleotide messenger RNA. Its product is annotated as Cyclin-dependent kinase C-2. NCBI's taxonomy places the organism in Eukaryota, Viridiplantae, Chlorophyta, Trebouxiophyceae, Chlorellales, Chlorellaceae. The coding region runs from base 1 to 1629 and encodes 542 amino acids. Gene Ontology annotation, molecular function: RNA polymerase II CTD heptapeptide repeat kinase activity; cyclin-dependent protein serine/threonine kinase activity; ATP binding. The transcript has 10 exons. Gene Ontology annotation, biological process: protein phosphorylation; positive regulation of transcription elongation by RNA polymerase II. Gene Ontology annotation, cellular component: nucleus; cyclin-dependent protein kinase holoenzyme complex. The record is from RefSeq and is a predicted model, not a curated record.
AUGGUAUCACAGAAUGGGUCCCAGUCUCGGAAGGGUAAAGCACCCUCCAUACCAGCCGAGUGGAAGGUGGAGCUGCCUGAGGAAGGGAAUCGCGGCGACUCUAUCUUCGGUGGCUGCCGCAGUAUAGAGGCUGGCUACCAAAGGGAGUUUGUACUGGGGCAAGGAACCUAUGGAGAGGUGUAUCGGGCCGUCGACCGGGCUACUGGAGACAUUGUUGCUGCCAAGAAGAUAAAAAUGGACAAUGAAAAAGAGGGGUUUCCGAUCACUGCCAUACGAGAAAUCAAGAUCCUGUCUGCGCUUGCCCAGUCAAAGGCAGAGAUCAACGGCAAGAUCCUCCGAAACCAUGUCAUCACUUUGCGGGAAAUCGUCCGAUCAGGAAGCCACAAGUGCAACAACUUCAGGGGUUCCAUCUACAUGAUCUUUGACUACAUGGACCAUGACAUGACGGGUCUGCUGGCCCGGUCGCAGCGGGAGGGUCCUCCAUUCUCUGUGCCUCAGAUCAAGUGCUACAUGCAGCAGCUGCUUCUGGGUCUUGCACUCCUGGAAACAAACAAGGUGCUACAUCGGGACUUGAAGAACAGCAACCUCCUCAUCAACGAUGGAGGGAUACUGAGGAUCGGGGACUUUGGGCUGGCCAGGUACCGCCCCCAAGGCGAGGAGGACGGGCAGGGAAAUGGCGCGAGGAUGACUAAUCGUGUCAUCACAUUGUGGUACCGGCCGCCUGAAUUGCUCCUGGGCGCGCAGUCCUAUGGCCCAGAGAUCGAUAUGUGGUCAGCAGGCUGUAUCAUGUUUGAGAUGCUCACGAGCAAGCCCCUGUUCUCUGCCAAUGAUGAGCUUGGGAUGUGUGACAAGAUCUUCAGCAUUGUUGGGAAGGCCAAUGAGAAAACAAUGCCGGGCUGCACCGCCUUCUCCAACUACCAGCACAUCGACUUCAACAACGCCAAGUACCCCAAUAACAGCCGGCUGCGCCACCAUCUUCAGAACAGCAGCAUUAUGGAUGCUCAAGCCAAGGAUCUCAUGGAGCAAAUGCUCUUGCUGGAUCCUAAGAAACGCAUCUCUGCCAAGGAGGCUGCCUCGCACCCCUGGUUCUACACGCAUCCGCUGCCGAUGGAGCCGCACAAGAUCCCCAAAUACCAGUCCAGCCACGAGAUGAGCAUGAAACGCUCCAGGCAGGAGGGAGGGGGCGCAGGGAGGGGUCGGCACCCCCCCCACCCCGGGCCCCCGUCCGGCAAGCAGGCCAGGCUCUCCGGCCCCGGCCAGGCCCUGCACCCCGGGCAGCGUGCCGGACCCCAGGGCCGGGGACCCGGCGGGGCUGGCCCCGCCUCAGCGGGCACGUGGCAGGCCUACCCCCUCCAGCAGCAGGUGCCGCUGGGCGGGCAGCACCCGGGGCAACCGCCCCUCAGGCCGCUGGUGCAUGCCGCCUCGGGCGCGCCGAUUCCGUACCCCGCCGCGGCCUUCGUCCAGCAAGGCGCGCUGCCGGGUCAGCAGCCCGGGCGCGGCCAGCACCCGGCGCGAGCUCCGCUGAGUGUGGGCGGCGUGCCUCCUCCCCCGCCAGCAGCUCCCAUGCGCGGCCCGCCACCGGGAGCUGCGCCCCCGCCGCCUGCCGCCUGGCAGUCGCAGCGCCGAUGA